AUGCUUUUCACCAGCGCGGCGCUCUCGUCGCUUUCCUUAAUAGCCACUCUUUCACAGACAGUUGCCGCUCAUGGCUCGUCACACAACGCGCACCAGCGCCACCACCUCCGCCAGGCUGCGGAGGGAGACCCUGUCAUCGUCACCGGCUCCAGGAGCUUCGGUGAUGGCGAGGUGCACUCUCGUUUAGAGGUCAGCGACAUGUUCACAAACCGACCCGACCAAUGGACUCUGCUCAUCCUGGCGAUGGAGAAAUUCCAGAGUGGAGGAGAGAGCAACCUCACGAGCUACUACGCUGUUUCCGGCAUUCACGGCGUGCCGCGGGAGGAAUGGGACGGUGUCCGUCAGUGCGACACCUGCCAUGGUGCCGAUGGAUAUUGCACUCACGACUCGGUCUUGUUCCCAGCAUGGCACCGUGUCUACAUGGUCUUCUUCGAGCGCCUGUUCCUCGAGAUUGCGCAGGAGAUUGCCGAUUCUUACCCACCAGGUCCUUUGAGACGUCGUAUGCAGAAGGCUGUCGAGUCCCUUCGCUGGCCAUACUGGGACUGGGCUGCGAAGCCAGAGGGCGACCACUGCCUUCCGGAGUUCUUGAGCGCGCAGCAGAUCAACAUCACUGGCCAGAACGGCGACGAGACGAUCGACAACCCAUUGUACAGCUACAAGUUUGUUGACCCGUCAAAACUCUACUACGCACCUUUCAACCAGUGGCACUCGACUCUGCGUUACCCCAACUCCAACAAUGCUGAUGUUUCGGGUGACGAGCAGUCCGUCGUCAAUGCAUUCGACAGCGUUCGCCAGACUCUGCAGGACCAGGUCUACUCUCUUUUGGCCAACUGUGACAACUACCUCUACUUCUCCAACGAUGCGCCAGGUGGCACAUACGCAAAGUGCGCCAACAGCUUGGAGCAAAUCCACAACAGCGUUCACACCACUGGUGGUGGCCCUGGUAGCAAGGACGUUUCCGGUGGUCACUUGACUUACCUUCCUCUUGCUGCCUUUGACCCAAUCUUCUGGUUCCACCAUUGCCAGGUCGACCGCAUCUUUGCGCUCUGGCAGACAAUCUACCCGAACAGCUACGGCGCUGACCAGGUCGCACCGCACCACACAUGGACCAUUCCUGAGGGCUCCACCCAGGGCAUCGACUCUGAUCUGACCCCGUUCCGUGAUUCACCAAACAGCUUCUGGACUACACGCAAGGUGCGGGAUUGGCAGAACACCUUCGGCUACACUUACCCCGAGUUCGCCUCGACCGAUGGUAGCAGACAGGCGAUCAUCAAUGCUGUGAACGGCCUAUACGGUCCUAACGCUGACAAGACUGCCCCGUCGAUCUCGAGGACAGUUGAGAAGGGUUCCCUCAACAAGCGUGCUCUCCAGCCAUCUGGACCACCUCCUCCAAGCCAUGGUUCGUCCACAACCGAGCAGGAUUCGUUGACACCAUUGGAGGAUUCGCCAGCACCGCAAGGAGACUCGCCGGAGCAGCCUUCCGGUUCGUACAAUGUGUCUACCGCGCACAGCGUGUCUUACAGCACCUCGUACAGCACUGCCACCUCGACUGGUUACGGCUCGGUCUCGACUGGCCACCCAGCGGUGUACCCGAACAUGACGGUCGGCGGCAACAACCCCUUUAAGACCAGCAACGGCAGCACCUACGAGUACAUGUGCCACUUCCAGUCUCCUCGCUACACAUUGAACGGCUCAUACGUGAUCUACGCAUUCGACGGCACACCAGAGUCCGACGACACCACAACCUGGAACGGUGACAAGAGCUGCAUUGGAUCGAUCGGUAUCAUGGCUGGUGGUGACAUGGCGAAGCCGGAUGUCAUCUCGUACGGAGGUGUCCCAAUGACCCGUCAUCUGCAGGAGCGCUGCAAGGAGGGCAAGCUGGAGGGCAUGCAGGAGAAGCACGUAACGCCAUACCUGGCCAAGAACCUCGAGUGGAAGAUUGUGCGCUCAGGCGAGGUCAUCGACCCCGAUGUCGUCCCCAACUUCCAGGCCGCUGUCUACUCCGGCACUUCUUCCCCAGCAGGACCAAACUCUCUCGGUAGCUGGCACAGCUACACUCCUCAGGUCGAGGUCACCAAGAACAAGGCCGGUGGUGCACAAUCCGCUCCAGUCGCCGACUGCCCUGUCCCAUCCCCAUUUUCGCCAGCCUCGCCAGUUGCUGCGCCUUACCCAGCUCCUAACGGGACUGCUCCAGGCGGAUACGGAUACCCACCUGCCGGUACUGGCGCACCAUCUGGCACUGGCGUUUCGCCCAACCAGCCUCCCGCCUACACCGGCGCUGCCGGCAAGCCUUCAUUCCAGAUCGCGGGUCUGUUGGCGGCGGCUGGUCUCGUUGCUGUUUUGUAA
Molecule: messenger RNA, 2346 nt
Organism: Fulvia fulva
Lineage: Eukaryota; Fungi; Ascomycota; Dothideomycetes; Mycosphaerellales; Mycosphaerellaceae
Product: Tyrosinase
Exons: 1
Coding region: 1-2346 (781 amino acids)
Molecular function (GO): oxidoreductase activity
Source: RefSeq, a predicted model, not a curated record